CCCCGGGGGCUGCCGGCGGGUCUGGGGGUGUCAGGAAGGGAGCACUGGGCUGGAGGGCAGCUGGGAACAGGGGAAGGGGAGAGCAGGGAGAGGCGGCCUCGGGGGCAGCUCAGGCCGUGUCCCCUCAUGUCCCUUCAUUGUGUUCCCUUGUGUCCCCUCACCACCUCCCCAUCUCAUCUCCCCUUGUUUCCCCUCAUGUUCCCUCACCUCCCCUUGUCUUCCCUCACCAGCUUCCUCUGUUCCCUAUCACCUCCCCUCAUGUCCCCUCAUGUCCUCCUACCAUCUCCCCUCAUGCCCCGUCCACCAUCUCCCCUCUUUUCCCCUCAUUGUCCCUCCUCAUUGUGUCCUCUCUUGUCCCCUCAUCAUCUCUCCGUGUCAUCUCCUCUCGUCAUCUCUCCUUGUCUCCCCUCGCAUCCCUUCACCACGUCCCCUGCUGUCUCCUUGUGUCCCUUCAUCGCCUGCCCCAGCUCCCCUUUCACCUCCCCUGCUGUCCCCGCUGUCCCCGCUGUCCCCGGGCCCGGGGCCGGUCUCCAUCCCCGCCCGGCGCUCCCGGGCCGCAGCGGGAAGGGGGAGCGUGACCCACUUUCCUCCGGUCCGGCCUCGCUGCCGCCGUGGCCGCGGGCGGGCGGCGCCACCGGGAGCCCCAGCACGGCUCGGGGACCGGGGACAGGGCGGCCCGGCCUCGACACCGCUCUGUGCGGGACCCUCGGGGCUGGCUGUCCGUGUGCCGAGCCCCCGACCCGCCCGGUGUCACCGUGCGUGUCACCGUGCCCUGCUGCGGGAGCAGAGCACCAGAGGUGGGAGCAUCUCCUUCACGGGAGCAUCUCCUCCACGGGAGCCCCCCAGCCGGCUGCAGGCUGAGCUGGGGGCACACAAAGCCUUGCAGAGACUCAGGGCUGGCUUUGUGGCACAGGGACGUGUCCCUGUUGUCGCCAGGAACGAGGGGGCCGGCUGGCCCUGCCGCGGAUCGGGCAGGUGCCGCUCGCUCGGGGCGUUUGUCUUUGCAGAUCCCAACCGUGCGGGGCUGCCGGCGCUGGCGGAAGAGUUUUUGGGAGGGAGAUGAUGACAGGCUGAUGAAACCAAUCAAACAAUGAAGUAAUCACAAGUCCCCGGUGCUGGCGGCGAAGGCGGGAGGAGCUGCGGGCUGGAGGAGCUGAGGUCCUAAGGAAGCCAAUCCUGCUCGGCAGCAAAACCCCGGGAGGCCAGGAGCUCUGCAAGGCAGCCAAGGUCCUGUCAUCGGGGCCGAUGGACAGAGACAGCGCCGUGUGCGGGAGGGCAGGGAAAAUCCUGCUGGCAGCUCGGAGGGCACAGGGACGGUGGCAGGAAGGAGGAGCGGCGGAGGAGAGUCCCGGCGCUGCUUUGUUUGCUCUUGCCGAAUCGCUUGUGAAACCUGAAUCCUGGGACCAGAGGCUGAGGAAGCUUGUCACAGAAUGCUGGCCAGGACGGGAGACGGUUCCUGCAGAGGGGGACACCGCGGAUGGCUGUGACAGGGCCUGACCCUGCCCUGCAUCUGGAACAUCUGCACUGGGAGAGCAGUGCCUGGCCGAGCGUUAUUGGCUUUGCCGAGGAGAAUCCUGCUGCCAGGCAGGCUGCUGUGCCCUGGGCAAGGAGCUGCGCAACCAUGAGCGCGGGCUCGAUUGAGCAGGAGCCGUCGCGCAAGCUGGGCUGCUGCGGGGUGCCCCUGAUCACCGAGGACAUGCAGUCCCUGGCCAUCCGCACCCUCUCGGGCACCGACAUCACCAAGCACUACGACCUCAUCCGCGAGCUCGGCAAGGGCACCUACGGCAAGGUGGACCUGGUGUCCCACAAAAGCACAGGCACCAAGAUGGCCCUGAAGUUUGUCAACAAGAGCAAGACCAAGCUGAAGAACUUCCUGCGGGAAUUCAGCAUCACCAACACGCUCUCCUCCAGCCCCUUCAUCAUCAAGGUCUUUGACGUGGUCUUCGAGACCGAGGACUGCUACGUGUUCGCUCAGGAGUACGCCCCCGGCGGGGACCUCUUCGACAUCAUCCCGCCUCAGGUGGGGCUCCCCGAGGAGCUGGUGAAGCGCUGCGUGCAGCAGCUGGGCCUGGCCCUCGACUACAUGCACAGCAAGAGCCUGGUGCACCGGGACAUCAAACCGGAGAACGUGCUGCUCUUCGACCGCGACUGCCGCCGCGUCAAGCUGGCGGAUUUCGGCAUGACGCGCAAGGUGGGCUGCCGGGUCAAGCGCAUCAGCGGCACCAUCCCCUACACGGCGCCCGAGGUGUGCCAGGCCGGCCGCGCCGAGGGCUUCGCCGUGGACACCAGCAUCGACGUCUGGGCCUUUGGGGUGCUCAUCUUCUGCGUGCUCACCGGCAACUUCCCCUGGGAGGCGGCCGUGGCGUCCGACGCCUUCUUCGAGGAGUUCGUGCGGUGGCAGAAGGGGCGGCUGGCGGGGCUGCCCUCGCAGUGGCGCCGCUUCACGGACAGCGCCCUGCGCAUGUUCCAGCGCCUGCUGGCCCUCGACCCCGAGAAGCGCUGCCCCGUCAAGGAGGUUUUCUACUUCAUCAAGUGCGACCUCAUGGCCGAGGUGCGGUGCCGGCCCUCGUACCGCUCCCGCAAGCACGCCAGGGACAAGCUCCCGGCCGGGCCGCACUGCCACGAGGCCGGCGGCUCCUGCACCCCCGCCCCGCUCAAGAGGACCGUCCUGACCGAGGGGAGCGGAGCGGCCCGCCCCGAGCCCGGCGCAGCCGCCCCGGGCCCGGCCAGCAGGACAGACGGACGGCAGGACAAGGGCAAGGGGCAGAUGGUCCUGGCCACAGCAAUAGAGAUCUGCGUGUGACGGCGGCGCGACCCGCCCGUCCCCCGCCCCGGGGACAGCGAUGGGGGAGCACGCCGUGGUGGCGGCACGAGCCGGGACCGGGCUCUGGGUUUCCCAAAGGAAAAAACAAACAAAAGGAAAAGCAACACGAUGGAAGAGGAAAAGGACAGAACUGGUUGCGCUCCGUAGCGCCGAGUAUGCCGAUCCCCCCGCCCCGCCUGGGCGAGGCCCGUGGCCGGGGCGCAGCCGAGGGCGCCGCUCGCUGCUGGGGAGGCCGGGGGCACCCACAGCCCUGGCACGGCUGUGCUGCCCCUCCGAGGCUCCCCGGGGCACGGGGAGGGGUCUCCCAGGGCGGGGGGAAGAGUCGGGGGCAGCGGCGAUGCACGGGCUCUGCCCCAGCCCUGCUCACCCCGCCCGGAGCGGGAAGGCCGAUGACCCUGCUCGGUGGAGGAGGCCUUUGGGGGUUUGGGUGGGUGGUGAUUUGCCCUCUUCCGCCGGUCCCUGCCGCGCUGUGGGACCGGGAGGGCGCGGGGAGGCGGGUGACGGGGAGCCGGGGGUCGCCAGCAGCCCCCGACCCCGGCGGCCCCGGCUGCCUCCCUGCCGUGGGAGGUGCUGGCAGCCAUUGAUGUAGCAAGUGUCCCUGUGUGCGUGUCGUUGUGUGUCCCAGCCGCUGCCAUGGCAGCCCCUGCCCCGGGCCGGUGCCGGCCGUGCCGCAGGGUGGGUGCUCGGGCCGGGCUGGCUCUGCCGUGCCGCUGUCCCCUGUGCAGCCCCUUUGUACCCAGGGAGCGGGGCAGGUGGCAGCGGUGCCCCCAGGCUGGCCUGCACAGCCCAUGGGCAGGGCAGGGAGCUCCGAGCGCUCUCCCGCGGGCCCGCCCGCCUCUCUGUGCUGUCCCCAUCACCCCUCCUCGCUGUCACCCCUUCCCCACCCUGUCACCUCCCCUGGGGCUGGCGGGGACAGCGGGACAGGCCCUGCCGGGGCUGGCUGCAGCCACCGGUGGCCCCGCAGUGACAAUGUCCUGGGCUGUGCGUGGAGGUCACACCUUCCCUCCUGGAUUCGGGCACCCAGCAGAGCGGGGAGCUCCCCCGCCGCCGCUGUGGGGGCGCCCCAAGGCAAGAGCACCCUGCUGUGGUUCGGGCUUCCCUCGCACGGGGUGGGUGCCGUGGGGCGGCCCCGGUGCCCCAAUUCCCCACAAAGGGCUAUAACGCUUUCCAGCAGCAGCAGCAGCCGCAGUUUACAGAGCAGGGGCCGCCCCCGCCCCCGCCGUGCCCCGUCCCCGGCACCCCCGGGCCCGGCGUUAGACGUAGCAUUGCCCCACGUAGAGAGCUAGGCACCGGUUUUACUCCUCUUUGCCUUAGGUCCCUCGAUGUCCUCGAUCUUUCGUGCAAUAAUGUAGAUAAGGGAUCCCGGCCGCCCCGGGAGGGCUCGGUGGCACCGCCCGGCUGUGCCCCAGGGGGUGCCCGGUGUGAUUUCUGUCCCCGUCGAGGUCGCUGUGUCCGUAGGUUGUCAGGUUUUUAUUUCCAGUUCCCUCAGCUGUCGGGUUUCGGGCCUUCUUCCCGUAGGAGAGGCUGUAGUGUCACAGACGUUACCUCAGUUUGUCACUGUUGAAAAGGAUUUCAAAAAACCACAACUGAAACCAUAAAAAAAAAAAAAAGACAAAAUACAUAGUUAUAAAAGCAACAAAAAAUUUCUCAA
Zonotrichia leucophrys gambelii is the source of this 4475-nucleotide messenger RNA. RefSeq names its product SH3 domain binding kinase 1 (gene SBK1). The record is from RefSeq and is a predicted model, not a curated record. The transcript has 4 exons. Gene Ontology annotation, molecular function: ATP binding; protein serine/threonine kinase activity. Lineage: Eukaryota; Metazoa; Chordata; Aves; Passeriformes; Passerellidae. Bases 1478 to 2803 code for a protein of 441 amino acids. Gene Ontology annotation, biological process: peptidyl-serine phosphorylation; peptidyl-threonine phosphorylation.